AUUGUUUUCCAUCCACUGAAGAGGUGUUCUUCCUCUUUUUCAUUCAAAAAUUUUUAAUUUUAUUCAAAAAGUUCAUCAAAAUUAUCCAGUCUUGAAAUUUUUUUAAAAUAAUUUUGUGGAAAAAGUAAGAUAAUGAGCAAUUAUAAUACCUUUAAUUCAAAUGCAGAAGGUGGAGUUACUCCAGCAAUUAUUAAUACAAACGUGGAAACUGAAGCACUUCUUGGGGACACGGAGAGAGAUGUCAGUGUGACCAGGAAAAUGAACACAAAUCGGCAGGAAAAUCAAAAUCCGGUGUCGUGGCUGCAGAUUACAAUGAACUUUGCAAUUCAUGGGCUUCUCCUGAUCUUCACAAUCUACGUGAUCUACGUUAGUUUCUCCCAGGGAGCCUUCCUGUUCUCAUGGCAUCCAACUUUAAUGACAGUUGGAUAUGCGAUCUUCAUGACGGAGGCAAUACUCUCAUUCUCAGAGAAUAAUCUUCUGGCCAGAAAUCGAAAUUUCAAAUGGAGAGUAAAGUACCAUUGGAUCCUGCAGGCAAUUGGUGGUGCAUCCGUUGCAGCUGGCUUCAUUAUCAUCCUCACCAAUAAGUUUAUCAAUGAAAAAUCUCAUUUUCAAACAAAUCACGCCAUUGUGGGGCUCGUGACGAUCAUCGUGACUGCUCUUGUGGCUGCUGGUGGGAUUUGGACAAAGUAUAGCUACGAUUUGCGUGAGUACCUCCGACCAGUCUACGCUAAGCUCAUCCACGCUGCCCUGGGAGGAGCUGUGUACAUCCUAGCUGUGACUGCACUGAUCCUGGGCAUGAAUUCGGACUUCUUCGAGCGGUACAGCUUCUCAUCGGCAAAGUGGGUCGGUGGCUUUAUCCUCAUUCUCACCGGCGUGUACAUCCUCACUAAACCUCUGACCACCUGCAUUGCUCGCUUCAAGACUGCCUUCAUGCGUGCCAGCCUCUGAGGGAUGUUCCCAACAUUUUUCACAGCACUGUAGGGCGCGCUUGUUUGCUUAUUUGAAAUCUGUAGUGUGAUAUUGGCAGCAAUGCCGCACCUCUCUGCGCAAAGCAUUUCUUUACGUAGGAAAAUAAAAUUAUUUACGUGCACAGGUAAUUUUUUGUACAGAGGAACUUUAGGAAGAAAUUAAUAUUUUUUAAAUUAAUUUUUACGUUUUUCUGAUGCAAUAAAGAAAAAUAAAAUUUUUCUGUUUU
Lutzomyia longipalpis is the source of this 1195-nucleotide messenger RNA. RefSeq names its product transmembrane reductase CYB561D2-like. The transcript is spliced from 3 exons. Lineage: Eukaryota; Metazoa; Arthropoda; Insecta; Diptera; Psychodidae. The record is from RefSeq and is a predicted model, not a curated record. Gene Ontology annotation, molecular function: transmembrane monodehydroascorbate reductase activity. The coding region runs from base 133 to 948 and encodes 271 amino acids.